Messenger RNA from Morus notabilis, 2071 nucleotides. RefSeq names its product probable magnesium transporter NIPA8. Gene Ontology annotation, molecular function: magnesium ion transmembrane transporter activity. Lineage: Eukaryota; Viridiplantae; Streptophyta; Magnoliopsida; Rosales; Moraceae. Gene Ontology annotation, cellular component: membrane. The transcript is spliced from 14 exons. The record is from RefSeq and is a predicted model, not a curated record. Gene Ontology annotation, biological process: magnesium ion transport. Bases 562 to 1923 code for a protein of 453 amino acids.
AGAAGAAAAAUAAAAAAAAAAUUUUGAGACCUUUCUUUCUUUCAUUCUCACGUCUCAGCAGCAUGGUUACCCGACCGAGCCUUCUUCCUAUUUAAUUUUAAUUUCCUUAAAAAUAAAAUAAAGAAGAAGAAAAAGAGAAACGCUUCAUAAGUGACAAUCUUUUCAUAUUGAAUUGGAUUGGAUUUGAUUUUUUUUUUUUUUGGAAGCCGAAGAAAGAAAAUUUUCAUUCUCCAACGAAAAACCAAAGGAAACAGUAGUAAUUAACACACACACAUAUAUAUAUAUAUAUAUAUUUAGGAAAAAAAAUAAAAAUCAUAGCUUGGUUGGACUUUGGAGUUGGGUCGUUCGGUACUUGGAUCCGCAGCGAGCAAAAAGAGAAAUUGAUUUGAUUCCUCUCCUCUUCUCAAAAAUUAGAAUCCAGAGAGAGCUCCGUUCCGAUUGAACAAACGAGAGAAGCAGGUUUAGGAUGAGAUGAGGAUGAAGAGUUGAUAUUACUCUCCAACCAAAGGGCAUCUCAUUCUGUAAAGAAAGAAAAAAAAGAAAUUAAAUGCUGGCGGUGAGAUGAUGAUGAUGAUGGGAGAGUGGGUGGUGGGAGCAUUCAUAAACCUGUUCGGAAGCAUUGCCAUCAACUUCGGCACUAACCUUCUCAAAUUAGGUCACAACGAGAGAGAGAGGCAUGCCUCAUUAGAAAGUGAUGGCACUAGUAAUGGAAAACACACUCUUAAGCCCAUCAUAUACUUCCAGACUUGGAGAGUUGGCAUCGUUUUUUUCAUUCUCGGAAAUUGCCUUAAUUUCAUUUCCUUUGGAUAUGCUGCUCAGUCACUUCUUGCGGCCUUGGGAUCUAUUCAAUUUGUGUCCAACAUGGCAUUUGCUUACUUUGUCUUGAACAAAAGGGUCACUGUUAACGUCAUGGUCGCCACUGCUUUUAUUGUUCUUGGAAAUGUUUUUCUCGUCGCUUUUGGAAACCAUCAGUCACCUGUAUAUACUCCAGAGCAAUUGGCUGAGAAAUACAGCAAUGUUACGUUCCUUUUCUAUUGCGUGAUUUUGAUCUUAGUAGUUGCCGUACAUCACUCCAUUUACAGGAGAGGAGAACUUUUGCUUGCUGUUUCGGGACAUGACCUUAGGCCCUACUGGCAUAUGCUACUUCCUUUCUCCUAUGCCAUAGUUUCAGGUGCUGUAGGAUCAUGCUCGGUGUUGUUUGCGAAGUCUCUCUCUAAUCUGCUAAGGUUGGCCAUGUCUAGUAGUUAUCAGUUGCAUAGCUGGUUCACGUAUUCAAUGCUCCUUUUGUUUCUUAGUACAGCUGGAUUCUGGAUGACUAGGUUGAAUGAAGGAUUGUCCUUGUUCGAUGCGAUUCUUAUUGUACCUAUGUUUCAGAUUGCUUGGACAUUUUUCUCCAUUUGUACAGGAUUUAUAUAUUUUCAAGAAUACCAGGUUUUUGAUGCACUAAGGACGACAAUGUUCAUACUAGGCAUGAUGUCCGUGUUCAUAGGAAUCUCUCUGCUGGCACCUGAUGAAUCGAAAGGAUCUGAAGUUAAAGACAAUACGUCUUUAGUCUCUGUGAUGUCUUCGAGCAUUCCAAAAGAAGUGGACAGGUUGGUUGUGGGAUCUGAAGAUGCAAUAAGUAGGGAUAGUGGAUCAUUCAUGCAAGGGUUGGUGAUGAAGAUGUCGGAUAUUGUUGUAAAGGCAAAGAACGCUUGUGCAUUAUCAUUAGGUUUUGGAGAAGAUUCGAUUAAUGCAUCAGCAGUACUGGUGAUGCCAAUGGUGUCCUCAAAGAUAACGGGGUUUAGAGGAGGAAGUGGGUUUGAAAGGGCCAAGCUUUUCAACAUGAGAAAUUCGGGUGGUUGGACUAAAAUCCCUACUACUACUACUAUGGAUCAAGAUGCUGCUGUGGAGAUGUUAGACCACAGCCCUCAGAGCCCUUGAAUUUGAUUAUUCACUGACGUCGUGGAGUACUAAUAAUAUAUAUACAUACAUAUAUAUAUAUAUAUAUAUUCAUUUUGUCUAGAAACAGAAACGCCACAAACACGAGAGCUUUUUUUUUUUUAAUUUUUUUUCCUUGCUUUGUAUUUAA